Messenger RNA from Rotaria socialis, 3108 nucleotides. The record is from the annotation of a GenBank genome assembly. Lineage: Eukaryota; Metazoa; Rotifera; Eurotatoria; Philodinida; Philodinidae.
AUGAGUGAACAAUCAUUGUCAUCAAUACAAUUGACUGAUGAAGAAACUGAUAUUCUAGAAAAUGACUAUGACAGUCUUCUGUAUGGCCUCAUUCAUUUUGACAAGCCAGAAGAUCUACCACGCCGGCAGUUCUUACUUAUGGCUAUACAAUUCUAUGAAGACAAAGUGCGCAAUGAAAAAGAAUCAUUACAAAUAACUCAGUAUUAUAUUAAUAUUGGCCAUUGGCAUCUAUUACUAGAAGAUUUUUCUAAAGCUCUUUCUGCAUAUCAAGCAGCAUACGCAUUAGACACAAAACUGAAUCAAAAUGCAGAAUUCCUAUUUGGACUUGGUAUUGUUUAUCAUCAUUAUGGUAUCGAUAAUCAUGCAAUACGUGCCUAUAAACAAGUUCUUUAUGUUGAUAGUCAAUUUCCACGUCGAAGUGAUAUUCAUCUUCGUCUAGGAUUAAUUUAUAAAAAACUAGGCGAUUAUUCAUCAAGUUUAAAGUAUUUUCAACGUGCAUUGGGCGAUUCGAAUAGUGUUUGUUCGUUAACACGUUCGGAACUAUCGUAUUUAAUCGGUUUUGUUCAUGAACAACAAGGACAUUUAGCUGAUGCUGAGAGCCUUUAUGAAAAAUUAUUACUACAACAAGAUGUAGUCGCAACAAAAUUGGAAGGAAAAGUUUUAAGACAAAUUGGUUGGCUUUACUUUUAUGCGCCAUUAACGAAUAAUUCAACUUUAGAUAGUUUAAAUGUCGAAAGAGAAAAUCAAAUAAAAAAAGCUAUCACUACAUUAGAACAAGCAUGUAAAUGUGAUCCAACAUGCGGAAUAACUUAUUAUUAUUUAGGACGAUGUUAUGCAGCAUUAAGAAAGCAUACAGAAGCUUUUUAUACAUAUAGAAAUUGUGUUGAUAAAUUAGAUCAAAAUGCUGAUGUUUGGUGCUCAAUUGGCGUUCUUUAUCAACAUCAAAAUCAAACGAUGGAUGCAUUACAAGCAUUUGUCUGUGCAAUACAAAUUGAUAAUAAACAUGCUAUAGCAUGGAUGGAUUUAGGAAUUUUAUAUGAAACUAGUGGACAAGCACAAGAUGCACUUUUUUGUUAUAAAAAAGCUAUUAUAGAUAAAGAUGAAUCUUGGAAUCCAGAUUUAAUAAAUCGUAUUAAUCAAUUGCAAUCGUGCCUUGCUCAAAUACCUGAAGGUGCUAUUGGAAAACAACCCCGUGGUCCAUUGCCUAAAGUAGAAGAAGCUUUCACACUUCCAAUUCCUGUUGAACUAACUGCAAAACAACAGCAAAUGGCAACUGCAUCAUCGACAAAUACUUCUCUGCCAACAUCAUCCUCAAAUAAUCUAUCAACUCAACAAUGUCCAUCAGCAUCUGAGAUUGCCUCAACGACUCCAUCAUCUAUUCUAACUACUAAUGUGAAACCACCGAUUGAUGUCGUUCGUAUUGAUAAACGUUUAUUAACCAAUGAUCAAUCUAUACGACCGAAACCUAUUAAAACUGAACAAACCUUAUCAUUUACAAGUAAUGCAAGUUCAAUUGAUCUACAACAAAUGAUUAAAUAUUCAACAUCGCCAUUGCCACCACUACCUGUAUCAUAUUUACCUGAUGGUCAUGUACCAAAACCACCUCAAAUACCUAAAAUUGGAUCUCUUGAUCUUAAUCCUGCAACGCCCAGUGUUAUUUUAGAAACACGACGUGAAGCAACAUCAGCACAAUUACAGCAAUAUUGUUUAUCGCAACCGAUAUGUAUUGUACGCGGUCUAGCAAAUGUACUUAAACUUGAUUUAGGUUUAUUUUCAACGAAAACACUUGUUGAAAGUCAACCUGAUCACACAAUUGAAGUACAUACACAACGACAACAAGCCAUUGAUGAAAAUUUUGACUUUUUAUCAAUGACAACACCAUUGAAAAAUGUUUGGAAAUAUCAAUCAACACGUUCAUAUACAACUAUAGCUAAAUAUGCACAAUAUCAAGCUUAUUCUUAUCAUGAUAUGGUUAAAGAUGAACUGAACGAACCAAUUUUACCUAUAAUCAAUGCAAACAAUGGAUCAAUAGCAAAUUCUAAUAUGAUUAUGACUAAUGGAACUGCGAAAAAGACUAUCAAUAAACCACCAACCAACACUUACUCUCUUUCAUCGAUUCGCAUAAUAAAGUCUGGUGCUAAUGUUGAUUUAUCAGAUGAACGAAAAUGGACUGCACAAUUAUCUGAAUUAACUAAGUUACCACUAUUCAUGCGAGUUGUAUCGGCAGGAAAUCUUUUAUCGCAUGUUGGCUAUACAGUCUUGGGUAUGAAUAGUGUACAAUUAUAUAUGAAAGUACCUGGAUCAAGAGCACCAGGUCAUCAAGAAAAUAAUAAUUUUUGUGCAAUCAACAUUAAUAUUGGUCCUGGAGAUUGUGAAUGGUUUGCUGUUGCAAGCGAAUAUUGGGGUGUUAUGCAUACGCUAUGUGAAAAACAUGGUGUUGAUUUUUUAACUGGAUCAUGGUGGCCUUUAUUAGACGAUUUAUAUGAUGUUCAAGUACCUGUUUAUCGUUUUGUACAAAAACCUGGAGAUCUUGUUUUUGUUAAUACCGGGUGUGUUUAUUGGGUACAAUCAAUUGGUUGGUGUAACAACAUAACCUGGAACGUCGGUCCAUUAACAUAUAAUCAAUAUUAUGCAGCUAUAGAACGCUAUGAAUGGAAUCGCUUGUGCUCAUGUAAAUCGAUGGUACCAAUGGUACAUUUAUCAUGGAAUAUCGCACGAAAUAUUCGUAUUAAUGAUCGUCAUUUAUUUGAAUUAAUUAAAUUUAUUUUACAUCAAUCACUGAAAUAUAUUCAAUUAACCUUAUCUUAUUUAGAACAACAAUUUGGUCGUGGCGUUGAUGUACGAAAGCAACUACGUGCUUUGCAUGAACCGGCACAUUAUUGUAUAACAUGUGAUUGUGAAGUAUUUAAUAUAUUAUUUAUAACUGAAAUUGAUCGUAAACAUGUUGUACGUUGUCUCGAUUGUACUCUACAACACGAUAGACAGCUAGAAAAUGUUGUAGUUUUAUAUCAAUAUACAUUAGAAGAUCUUAAAACAGUUUAUGACCAAUUUCAAUUAUACAUUUUACCAACAUUAAAUUCAACAGCACGAUCAAUAACAAAUACGUGA